GGCAGGCGUUUUUUCAGAGGCCGCCGUUCGUUCUUCAGGUACCAAACCCCCCAAUGUCUGAGAAGCCAAAGAGAACAUCCACUCUGGCAUCCCUCGGAAUUGCCCCAGGUGCAGCCACGCCACCACCUGCAGCUGCUAAAAAGCCUGCAACCAAGCCAGCUGUUCCAAAGCAAACGACAGCCACCAGUCCACGCCCUGUUGUGAAAGCAACAGAUGGACGAUCUACACCAGCAAAAACGACACGUCCAGCCGCAGCGCCUGUAAAACCAGCUGUGCCUCGAGCUCCAAGACCCUCGGUUGAAGGCACUCGAUCACCAGCCCCUACAGCCAGAACUCCAGUCACCAAAGCAACCGGCUCAACCACCACGCGUGCUGCCACCGCCUCGGCUGGAACACGCACGGCUUCGUCACUUGGAGCAAAGGUAGCAGGAUCAACAACCACUAGACCCAGCGCCACGCCAGGCACAUCUGCCAGAAGACCUGUGGCUUCAUCCGUCACCCCGGUCCCUGCCACGUCUGCCGCCAGAAAGGCUUCCGUAACUCCUCGCGUUGCUUCGGGUUCUUCAGCAACCACUAAUGCUGCAGCCAAGCCAACUGCAAGUGAGGUUGUGAAAAAUCUAAAGCAAAAGGUGAGUAGCACAUUGUUUCGACCUACAUGUGGGGACUAAAUUCUAAAUCGGUGUUGUUACGACUUUUAGAAUGAGGAGAUGCAAAAUGAGAUCCAAUCUAGAGACUCCGUCAUAAAGGAAUUGGAGGACAAGUUGCGCAAAUAUGAAGAAAAGGAGCAAAGCG
Molecule: messenger RNA, 792 nt
Organism: Umbelopsis ramanniana AG
Lineage: Eukaryota; Fungi; Mucoromycota; Umbelopsidomycetes; Umbelopsidales; Umbelopsidaceae
Exons: 1
Coding region: 54-668 (204 amino acids)
Source: RefSeq, a predicted model, not a curated record